CUUUCUCCGAGUUACGUGAACAAUGCGUUCCGGAGACAUUCGCGUAACUUGGAUUUUCGCCCGGAGUCUAGCUUCCACGUAUGCGAUUGCCAAGGAGAGACCUCACGGGCAGAUCGUAUGAUGGCAGCGUACUUCGAAGUGGAAGGUUAUGGUCCUGCUAAGGAGCCUUUGUUGUCGAAGGAGGAUCAACGUGCGAUGUCGAUUCUGCAAAACAACACAAAACACGUCGACGGGCGGUACACCACGGGCUUACUCUGGCGGAGCGACAACGUUUUCAUGCCAGAAAACCGUCAAAUGGCUCUAUCUAGGAUGGAGUGUCUGGAGCGUAAGAUGAGCCGAGAUACGAGCCUUGCGGAGAAAAUUAACGCGAUACUAGAGGACUACUUGGAAAAGGGCUAUGCUAGACCGAUAAGAGAGGAUGAGCUGAUGACAUGCUUACAAGUGUGGAAACGGAACCAGAAGCGAUUGAGCUGGCGUAUCAGGUGAGCUUAAUUCACAAUAAUGCUGAAUUUUCUCUCUACAAUUGAAGAAGUAGAAGAAGUGGAUCAAAACCUACCUCCCCACCCUGGUCAGAAGGACGAAAUGGUUCGAGCCGUGCAAGCCUAUCGAGACCGGAAAUGUUGUCCUAAUCGUGGACGAAAACAGCCCGCGAAACUUUUGGCCGAGAGGAAGGGUGGAACGCGUAGUCCCAUCCAAAGACGGAGUCAUUCAUCGGGUCGUCAUCAAAACAGCGAAAGGAACGAUGCUGGAGAGGCCAGUGGUGAAGCUGGUAUCGCUGAACGUCGCGCCGAGGGUUAUCGUUUGACGACGUCGAAACGCCUGGUGGACUGUCACUUAUGGUGACGACGCGAUCGUUCGAGGAUCGACAAGGAGCGUCCGUACUUCAGCUAGCGGCCGCUAGAGGUCUCGGUCUGGACGAUAAACGUUCGGACUGAACG
Anopheles merus is the source of this 938-nucleotide messenger RNA. RefSeq lists its product as uncharacterized. Bases 118 to 486 code for a protein of 122 amino acids. The transcript has 2 exons. NCBI's taxonomy places the organism in Eukaryota, Metazoa, Arthropoda, Insecta, Diptera, Culicidae. The record is from RefSeq and is a predicted model, not a curated record.